UUAGAAAAGGAUCCCAUCUAAAAGACGUCUUGAUGUCUUGCAACAGCAUGUAAAAAUUGUCUAAUUCAAUGUACCAAAAAUGUCUUCAUUGAUUCGAUGAAUGUUUAGUGAAAGCUGGCUGCAUUGUGAUUGUUCAGUUACCGUGUAACUUGUCCGCUCAAUGUCAACCCAUCUGCCCGACAAAAAGCUAAAUGUCAAUACAUGUUAUGGCCUUUUAUUUACCUCCUCAAUUAAAUUUAAAGUUUUGACUGAUUUUUAGGCUUUGGCAGAUACCACCAGAGCAGGAACGCUCAAUAUUGUCACAAUUUAAGAUACUCCAUUUGCUGGACGACUUUAUUAGAACAUUUCUGAGCCGACGUAGACAUUUUGACGUGGCAAUGUGAGAAGUGAUCGGCUACAACUGUAUCUAUUAUACCCGGACCGGACUUGAAGAACUUUGUUUCAGAAGAAGCGUGCAAGUGCCACCUUCAAAUCAUAAGUUUACAGCACUUGCUUUGAGUGAACACAGAAUUGUAGUUUAGGGUUGCAAAUUCCCCGCCUUUUUUCUCCUCUGUCUUCAAUUCAAUGGACGUCAAUGAAGAUAACCAUAACCGGGAAACCCUAACAGUUCCAAAACCUAGCCCUAGUCCAAGCCCCAUUAAUAAUGUCUCACAAACCAGUUGCUCACACCCUCAUCAGAACCCUAAUGACACUUCUCCCAAGAAGCCGCUCAGCCCUAAAGAUUUCGUCAUUUCAGUUGCCGCCAAUUACGCCUCUCAGCCUCUACAAAAUUACGACCCCAAUGUCUGGGCAGUACUCACUGCAAUUUCUAACAAUGCCCGUAAACGCCAACAAGGUAUGAAUAUGCUUUUGACUGCGGAUGAACAUUGCAUUGGCCGUCUAGUAGAAGAUACGCGUUUCCAGAUUGAAUCAAAUGCAGUAAGUGCAAACCAUUGUAAGAUUUAUAGGAAGAGAGUUGCAACUGAAGCUGUAGAAGAUUUGUCUAACGGUUACACAACUGUCUUCUUGAAAGAUACUAGCACAAAUGGAACUUAUCUCAACUGGGACAGAUUGAAGAAAAAUGUCUCGGAAGUCAAGGUCCAUCAUGGAGAUAUUAUAUCAUUUGCUGCCCCGCCACAUCAUGAAAUUGCAUUUGUGUUUGUAUAUCGAGAAGUCAUUAGAUCCUCUGCCUUGAUGGUCAGUGCCAUUCCAAAGAGGAAAGCAGAGGAAUUUGUUUCUGAAAAUAAAAGGCUUAAAGGUAUCGGAAUCGGUUCUCCUGAUGGUCCUCUAUCUCUUGACGAUUUUCGAAGUCUUCAACGAUCAAACACGGAGUUAAGGAAGCAAUUGGAAAGUCAGGUCGUUGAAAUUGAUACAUUGCGCAAUGAGAACCGUGCACUUAGUGAGCAUCAUGAAAAUGAAAUGAAGGAAAUGAAAGAUUUGGUUACCAAAUCAUACCUUGAUCAACUCAAAGAGUUACAACAUGUUUUAGACAUUAAGCAGAAAGAGCUGGUGGAUGUCAGUCGAAUAUCAGCUGAACAGAAACAUGCUAUAGAAGAUCUAAAUGAAAGACUUAGUGCUUCCAUGCAAUCAUGCACUGAAGCAAAUGAAAUAAUGAAGAGUCAGAAUGUAUCUAUAGCUGAACUCAAGGAGCAACUAGUUCAAGAACGAGAUCAGAGAAGAGUCGAACGAGAGAAGUCUGAAGCUGAUUUAAAAGCAGCAGUGCAGAAAGUUCAGUCAGAGGCUAAAGAAGAGUUAAAACGACUCCAAGAUGCUGCUCUAAGACGAGAAACUGAGCAGCAAGAAGUAAUUAACAAGCUUCAAAUAAUAGAGAAACAGAGCUCUUUGCAAGUUGAAAGUUUGAAGCUUAAAUUGGAUGAGACUAGGGAAAAGUUGGUUAUCUCUGAUAAUAAAAUCCGCCAGCUGGAAACUCAAGUUUGUGAAGAACAACUGGCCUCUGCAAGUGGGAAAAAAAGAGUAGAAGAACUUGAGCUUGAAAUUAAACGGUUGAUCAAAGAGCUUGAGAGUGAAAAGCAGUCUGCACGAGAAGAAGCAUGGGCUAAAGUUUCUACCCUUGAACUUGAAAUAAACGGUGCAAUGCGUGAUCUUGAUUUUGAGAGACGGAGACUAAAAGCUGCAAGGGAAAGAAUUAUGCUUCGGGAAACUCAGUUACGGGCAUUUUAUUCCACAACUGCAGAGAUUCAAGUUUUGUUCGCAAAGCAACAGGAACAACUAAAGGCCAUGCAGAGGACUUUGGAAGAUGAGGAAAAUUAUGAGAACACCUCUGCUGAUAUUGACCUCAAUGGAACUAAUGGCAACAUUAAUGGAGCUACAAUCAGAGAAAAAGAACCAAUUAUGAAGACUGGCUGUGCUACUUCAGCCCAGAGGUUUGAUAGAAUUCAAAUUGUUACUUCUAGUGAUGAAGCAAGUGCUACUGAGAGGCAUGACUGUGACGUCAGAAGUCAGGAAGAAGCCCAAAAUACUCAAGAAGCGGAAUUUACAAGUGCUGACCGCUCUUGUAAGUGGGGCUUUGGUUCUGAUAUUGAUGGUGUUGGCACAGCACCUAUAUUGGAGGGAGAUCCCAUUGGAACUGAGCAAGUUCUUGAAACUGAAAGCAUUGGAAUUGAUGGUGCACGAAACAUUGAUUUGAACAAAUCUGGAAAUUUAGCCGGGGAUACAAUGCAGAUUGAGGAUGAAGCCCAUCUACAUGAAAGUGAUGAGCGGAUUCACCGAAUCUGUCAGGAGACAUUUCACGACUCCCAAAAUAAUCCUCCUGAGAAUCAAAAAGCCCUUGAGGAUACAGAACCUGGAGGAACAAUCAGAACAGCUGACCUUCUAACAUCUGAAGUAGCUGGUAGCUGGCUUUGCAGCACUGCUCCUUCAGUGCAUGGAGAGAAUGAAUCUCCUAGAAGUAGAGACAACGAUGAGGAAGGUGCCUUAGGUCUACAUGAUUCCAGUGCUCCAUUUGCAGAAAGUCAAUGUGUGCCAAUUUCGAAGGCUGGUCCUACCAAAUUGAAUCGUGAAUGUCAAAAAUUAAGUGAGAUGAUUGGAAUAGUUGCUCCUCAAUUGAAGGAGCAGUUUAGUGGUGCUAUGGAUGAUGAUUUUGAUCAAGGGAGAAGAAAACAAGGUUCCACUUCCAGUUCAGAUACUGAAUGCUGUGCUGACAGUGAUGAUAAUAAUGAUAGAGUGGAUGAUAAAGGUGGAUCCACUCGGGGUGCAGAAACUGAAAGUAGUGUUCAAGCUAAUGAGGAUAAAAAUGAUGACGAUGAUGCAAUGGAUGAAGAUGAUGAUGCUACCCAGGAAGAGUCUCUUGGAUAGCAGGUCUGAAUUGAGGCAAGAUGGCAAGCAGCAAACAUUGACUGCUAUCUUCUUUUGUUGGCUUUGAGGAUAUCACUUUAUGUUCAAGUAUUUUAAUUCCUGUUGGAAUGCGGGGGGCACCUUUCAGUAGGUCGUCUAGAGAAACGUUCUUGAGGUGCUGAAUUGUUUACUUCAUGAAAUGUGAUAGUUUUGAACUCCAGUCUCUAAAUAGAGAAAGUCAAUGCAGUCCCCUGGUAGGGUUAGGGUAGCUUAUAUGGCCAUGUGAUUCUCUCUCCUAAGAAAUUCUGUGCUCAUAAUCUGAUAAAGCUUGAAAAGAAGAGUUUAGACAAUUAGUGUCAAAAAUAGGUGUAGAUUCGAUUCGAAUUGAUUCAAUUUGAAUGUGAUAUUGACUUGUUUAUAUAUGUGGUGAUACUGUUUGUUUCAUUAAUAGUUAUGAAGUUAUAUUGUACACUAAUUCGAAUGAGAUCGAAUUUGAGUUAGGCAUUAUAGACUUGAUUUGA
Molecule: messenger RNA, 3794 nt
Organism: Mangifera indica (mango)
Lineage: Eukaryota; Viridiplantae; Streptophyta; Magnoliopsida; Sapindales; Anacardiaceae
Exons: 15
Coding region: 565-3294 (909 amino acids)
Molecular function (GO): protein binding
Source: RefSeq, a predicted model, not a curated record